This is a messenger RNA of Penicillium waksmanii, 1383 nucleotides long. It is a transcript of the gene nuf2, whose product is annotated as kinetochore-associated Ndc80 complex subunit NUF2. Bases 1 to 1383 code for a protein of 460 amino acids. Lineage: Eukaryota; Fungi; Ascomycota; Eurotiomycetes; Eurotiales; Aspergillaceae. Gene Ontology annotation, molecular function: protein-containing complex binding. Gene Ontology annotation, cellular component: Ndc80 complex; kinetochore. Gene Ontology annotation, biological process: kinetochore organization; attachment of mitotic spindle microtubules to kinetochore; mitotic spindle organization. The record is from RefSeq and is a predicted model, not a curated record. The transcript has 4 exons.
AUGGCAUACAACCAUCGCAUGAGCAUGGCUGGUACCCAGCAGCCUCACAAUCGGCGCAAGAAGGAAGAUGAUAAUGACGCAUUGAUGCGCCUGCCCGACAAAGAAAUCGCAGGUUGUAUCAAUGACAUUGGAAUUCCCUUCGGUCCCUCAGAUCUCGCCAAACCCAACGCCCAGCAAAUCCAGAUGGUCUUCGAAUGGUUCGCAGAGCUCCUCAUGAACACGACGCGCGAAACGGUCGAGCCUGCUAUGCAUGUGGCAGCUGAAGAUAUCUGCGGCGACUAUCCCGAUAUUGUUCCCAAUGACACGCGAAACCUCAUGGGUUUCUUUGUGAAUGUCCGGAAACUUCUAGCUGAGUGCGGUGUUAACGACUUUACAUUUACCGACAUGACCAAACCGACUCACGACCGACUAAUUAAGAUCUUCUCUUAUCUCAUCAACUUCGUCCGGUUCCGCGAAUCCCAAGCUCCCGUUAUCGAUGAGCACUUCAACAGGACCGAGAGGACCAAAUCACGAAUUGAGACUCUACACAUGGAAAAUCAAGAAAUGGAGCAGCGCCUAGCGGAGAUGCGACGAGAUCAACAAGCCAAUGAGACGCAGGUGCGCGAAAAGGUGGCCCGAAAUGACGAGCUGAAGGCUCGUCUCUUGGAGCUCCGUCGGGAGCAGACAAGAGUGGCAGACCAUCUCGAAAGAGUCAAAUCCGAGCGAUCGCGUCGGCAGCAACAACUAGAGGAGAAAACCGAGAAGACAGUUCGCACCCGACAAGAAGCUGAGAAACUUCGACCCUAUGUUCUUGAAUCUCCGGCGACGUUACAAUCUACGUUGACCGAGUUGGCGGAGAACUUGAUGCGCGAGAAGGCACAGAUUGAUGCGAUGGAAAAGCGAGCUAGGGCGCUCCAGACCUCCUCAGAUACAUUCACUGUGGUUUCGAAUGAUGUGCAAGCAUGUGUGAAAUUGCUCGAUGAAAUUGCGACGGAAAUGCAGAAGGAAGACGAGGAGGAAUCACAUGCCGCUCGGAAUAAAGAGGCUAUCUCGGACAGAGGCAACAGCGUACGAGAGGUAGAACAGACCGAACAUCUGCUUCAGCGACAACUCACUCGAUUAAACGAUCGAAUCGAGUCACUCCGCAGGAAUGCGCAGGAAAAGGCUGAGGUUGCGCAGGCGCGCAUGGAAGAGCUCCGUAACGUUCAAAAGCAGCUGCGCGAGGAGCGUGCGGAUAAGCAACGCGAUAUGGAAAGGAGGCGCAUUCGUAUUGAGCAGACAGAGAAGAAGAUGGCUGAUCUCAAGGAAAACAUUGAGAGUGAAAUCCAAUCAGCCCAUGACCAGUACCUCAAACUGGAGUCGCAUAUUAAACUCUAUAUCACAGAGAUGGAGAAGUCGUUGUGA